AUGAGGACCCAUCGGCGCGCCAAUACCUAUCCUCCGAUACCAGAGGCCGUCAUGGACCUCUACACCACUUCGUUCACGUUCCACCGCUCAGCGCGCAAGGGCCGCACCCCGUCCAAGGGGUCCGCCUCCCCGCCUAGCUUGCAUCAGGAUGCGGCCGCCGCCGAGCGCGAGUGGGACGCCGUCCAGAAGCUCUGCAACGACAUUACCUCCCGCGAGGGUUGUCUUGUUACCAUAUCCCGCGACGCCAUGCUCAGCGACGUCCACGACGAACAGCGGGCCCCCUCGCCCUCGCCGCCGAGUCUGUGGAACUUUCACAUCUCGGGCGCGUACCAGGCCGUUAUGAGCGCGCGUGGCGCCAUCUUGAGGGAGACACCGAGGGACAAUCGCGCCUCUCUCAAGGUCCCUCGGGGCGAGAUCCUUGACAAGCCCCUAGCCCUCGUGUCCCCUCUCAAGGCCGACGUCAAGCACCGCCUCGAUGAGAUUGUGAACGACACACGUGCCAGCAUCACGGUACUGAACACGGACGCGAGCGGGGUAUCCAAUUAUGCUCAGGUGCUUGCGACUGCUGAUCCUGACGUUGGCACAAAAGACUCGCGCGACUCCUCACCCCCGCCGGGUGAGGAGGAUGACGCGGACUGCGGCGCGGCCGCCCAGGGCCAGGCGUCAUACGGUCUUGAGACUGAGCGCAUGUGCGAGCUCGUCAUCUCGGGAACGGUCGAGAGCGUCGAACUCGCAAAGGUCCGCCUGCUUGUCAUGGUCGACGAGUUGUCGGGCCUCCACUCAGAGGUGUGUGACAUCGACUACAAACUGCACGCCAUUAUUGCAGGCCGCAAGCGUUGCGUCAUCCAAGGCAUCCAGGAGGAGACGGCGACCAACAUCUACUUUCCAACGCCGUUGGUUGGCGUCCUAAACCAGCCCCAGCCGGGCUCGCAGCAAGGUAUGGGUUACAGUCGCGGGACAAUGUACGGCGCGGCCAUGUCGCCUCAAAUGACCGGCAUGAGCUACAACGGCAUGAACAUGGGCAUGCCGGCCGUACCCCCGCCCCACCCGCCUCAUCAGCAGCACCAGCACCAAGGCCACCCCCGCAACACCAACCAGCCACUGUACAACCCCCAACAGCACGUGCACUACCCCUACUCGCCGCAGCCGCUGCACAUUAACCCCCAGCAGACGAGAGGCAUGCCGUACACAGGGCCAGGCGUGCAGCAGUGGUCGAUGCCGACGGGUCCACAGCACGCGCCGCACGGCGGACAUCACCCGCACGGGCCACCUCCGCCGCACGGUCAGGGUCCGAUGCAGAUGGCGCCGGGGAUGAACGGGCACGGGCCUGGUUUCGGCGCACGUGGCAUGGGCACGCCGAUGACGCACGGCCAGCCCAUGGGCCAGCCGGUCAUGGGAAUGGGGCCGAUGGGCUACGGGCAGAGCCACAUGCACGUGAGCAUGGGCACGGCCCCGAUGGGCGGCAUGCCGCUCGGCCCCGGCGAUAUGGGCAUGGGCCAGUUCGGUCAGGGACCCCACCCGGGGCUGUCGGUGCACAGCGGCGAGCAGGGUAUUCUGGGCAAGGCGAACCAGAUUUGGAUCACGGGCGAGUUCUUCGGCGUGCAGCGCGCACGCGACAUGCUUCUCUCCGUCGCCGUGCAGAAGAGUAAGCUCGUUAUCUCGCGCGACACGGCUAUCCUCCCACGCAAGCUCGACUGGCUGCUCACGGAGCGCAUUGACGACAUCCGCAACAUCAUGUGCGACAACGGCACGUACAUCCAGGUGCCUAGUGUGGGGUCGCAGGCGAGCUUGAUCACGGUGUUUGGGGACCAUCGCGUCAACAUUGAACGGACCAUCCGGAGCGUCAUGUCGCUGGCAUGCCAGUUCUACGUGGCGUCGUUCUGGCUCCUGCCAGUGUCGUUUGAUGUGCUCAUGCCGCAGGCGACGCUCAACCCACCGCAGAUGCAGCCGGUGCUCAAGCGCAUCUCGCACGCCACGGGCGCAGAGGUCGUGUUCAAGAGCAACUGCUUUGAGAUGCACGGCCUGGAGAAGGAGGUGCGCGACGCCGUCGUCCAGGUGCUCGAGCUCGACGUGGUCAAGGCGUUCCACCACGAGAUCCGCUUCCAGAUCGAGUUAGCCAACGAGCACCGUGAGUUUAUCAGCGGCAAGAAGAACGGCAAGAUCAACAAAAUCAUGAAGGUGUGCGGCGUGCGCAUCAAGUUUGAGACUUUCAACGACUACAACUUCCUCAUGGACAUUUCCGGACAGGAUAUGGCGGCGCUACAGGGCCUCAGCAUGCUGCAAGAAGAGCUGCCGGCUGAAGUGUCCUUCCAUGUCCCAGAGAGCUACCACAAGCGUAUCAUUGGCGUCGGCGGCAAGAACAUCCAGCGCAUCAUGAAGAUGUACGGCGUGUACGUCAAAUUUUCCAACGCCGAGGAGUUUGCGCAGCUCAGCGGCUACAUGGACAACGAGGACAACGUCGUGGCGCGCACGCCAGCGAAGAACUCGAUCGCACUCGAGUCGCUCAAGACGGCAGUCAUGGACCUCGUGUCGCCAAAGGACAAGGACUACACGGUCGACAGCGUGACGAUCCCGCGGCGGUACCACCGCACACUCCUCGGCGAGAAGAGCAUCUUCAUCCACGACAUUGAGCGCAAGACCAACUCGACGAUUCGCUUCCCGAACAAGGAGACGGCAAGCGACACGGUGACCAUUUUCGGGCCCGAAAGCCAGGUACACAUAGCUGUGGCCAUGCUCCUCGACCACGUGCCCUUCGAGGCAGACUUGCACGUGCCGCCAAACCUCGAGCUCACACGCCUAGUGACGAGCAAGGACUUUGUGCUGUUCACCGAGCGAAUGAAGCGUGACCAUCAGAUUGCCAUCUCGCCGUCCCCGCGCUUCGGGCAAGGCGAGGAGGCCGUGUUCAAGUUCCGCUGCCAGCGCAGCAGCAUCGACUUCUUAACCACCGUGCACGAUGCUCUCGUCGAAUUCCUGGCUGGCCACAGCAUCCAGGUGUACCCGCCCCACGCCGCCAAGCGGCCCGACCCCUUCGCCGACGCGUUCUCCCACUUUGACUCAAAGCUCCUUCAGACAGGCAAGGAGGACCGGCGCGGCGUCAAGGCACUCUUCGACAGCGAGUACCAGGGCUUUGCAGGUCCGCUCUCCUUCGCGGUCCCAGACUACUGGCAGCCAGGGAGCGGGCCUUCCCACUCGCAGAUGGCGGUGGGUAGCGCCGUGGGCACCGCCGUGGGUGGCGCCGUUGGUAGCUCAGCGCCGUCGAGCGCCGACCCGACCUCGGCCGUGUCCGACGGACCCAAGCCGAAGCCGCCGAAGCCGAAGCGCGCGUCCGACACGCCGCUCGAGGACAAGCGAGGGCACGCGCACAAUCAUUCGCACAGCCACGCCCCGGCGCAGCACCAGCACGCUCUGAGCCACGGGCAUGGACACGGGCAUCCCGCGCGUGCUGUUGGAGCACGCACGCAGAGCCUCGACAUUACGCAGCUCAACUUUGCGCGCGCACUGGGCGGGCCUGCGCCGAGCUUUGCUCCUGUGCCUCCCAGCCCGUCGCAGAGCCCCGGCCACUACGACCGGCGUUACGCUGGCACCGUGGACGGAGUGACGCAGGGCCUUGCCAACGUCCAAGUGUCUCACACAUAA
This is a messenger RNA of Cutaneotrichosporon cavernicola, 3636 nucleotides long. RefSeq lists its product as uncharacterized. The transcript is spliced from 4 exons. The record is from RefSeq and is a predicted model, not a curated record. Bases 1 to 3636 code for a protein of 1211 amino acids. Gene Ontology annotation, molecular function: RNA binding. Gene Ontology annotation, cellular component: cytoplasm. Lineage: Eukaryota; Fungi; Basidiomycota; Tremellomycetes; Trichosporonales; Trichosporonaceae.